AUGGUAUUGGGUUGGCGGAGAGCCUUCUGCACAUCAAUCCGGAAGGAUCAAGAGCGAGAUUCGGCCAUUAUCAGAGAGAGACCCGACCCGGUCCCCAGGAUCCGAUCCACCAGGCUUGGCGGGUUCUUCUCCGAGCCAUCAACCCCUCGUUUGCAGUCUCGUCCCGUUAGCCCCACCCUCCGCUGCAGAACCACCGCCGCCGCCGCCUCUGCUCCGCCGUGCGAGAAGGGCCCGCAGAGCCCGAAGCUUCACUGCAAGACCAAAAACAGCCCUAGAUUUUUCCACCGAUCGGCCCCUUCUUCACCUCGUUCUCCCUCCACAUUCUCUGUUCUCAAAUCUAGUCUGCGCCUGUCAAAGAGUAGAUGUGGAGUGUGCUUGCAGAGCGUGAAAACGGGGCAGGGGACGGCCAUAUUCACGGCGGAGUGCGGCCACAGCUUCCACUUUCCGUGCAUCACGGCGCACAUGGAGAAGCGGGGCUCUCUCACAUGCCCCAUUUGCAGCGUCACGUGGAAGGAAAUGCACCUCCUGACCGCCGGCAAUAGGGGUUCCGAUUCUAUUUGCCCAGAUUUGAGCUCCAAAAAUGACAAGCGCUGUGUGUUCAAGGUUUACAAUGACGAUGAGCCUCUUUCUUCUCCGAGUUCCGGUGCCCUCUUUAACCCCAUACUCGAGUCCGAUGAGACGGAAGAGGAAAACGAUGAUUUUCCGGGCUUUUUCCCAGCCGGGCCGAUGGAUACCAGGAUGAAAAGCGUUGAGGUGGCUCUGUUGUCUGAGGCGGCGGUGGUUUCGGUCGGGAAGACGAGCGAGACCUACGCAGUCGUCCUCAAAAUCAAGGCGCCGGCGUCGGCUGUGCGGAGGGCACCGGUCGAUCUGGUGACGGUGCUCAACGUCAGCCGGAACAUGACCCCCGACAAACUCCGGCUCAUGAGAAGGGCGUUGCGGAAGGUGGUCUCCUCCCUCUCCGCCGCCGAUCGUCUCUCUAUCGUGGCCUUCUCCACCGCAUCGAAGCGGCUGCUGCCUCUCCGCAGGAUGAGCACCACCGGCCGGAGAUCGGCGCGGAGGAUCAUCGACGCCGUCGUCGCGCUGGACGACGUCGGCGGCCCCACCAGCGCCGCGGACGCCCUGAAGAAGGCAGUGAAGGUACUUGACGACCGCCGAGAGAGGAACGCCACCGCCGGCAUCAUGCUCCUGACCGACGGGCACCGCGGCGCCCAGCCAGUGACCUCCACGCGCAAGAGGGACAUCGCCGUCCACUCAGUCAACCUGAGCGCGUGGCUCAGCUCGCCGGCGGACGAGGCCGUCGGGAAGUGCAUCGUCGGCCUCAUAGGCGACGUGGUUCAAGACUUGAGGGUCCAGUUGGGGUUCGCUCCGGGGUCUGCCCCCGGCGAGAUAGCGGGCGUGUAUUCGUACGCGGGCCGGCCGGCCAUAGUCGGAUCCGGGUCCGGGUGGUGCCGGGUCGGGGACCUGCACUCUGAGGAGGAGAGAGAGUUGCUGAUAGAAUUAAUAGUCCCAUCAUCAUUAUCAUUGGGUGGGGCCCGCCGCCAGCUGUCCGUUCGGUGCUCCUACAAAGACCCGUCAACUCACCAGACCAUAUGCGACAAGGUGGAGCGUCCCCUCACGAUCCCACGCCCACGCGCCGUCGGUUCAUCCACGCGCGACAUCCAGAGGCUCAGGUGCCUCUUCGUCACCACACGCGCCGUCGCCGAGAGCCGCAGGAUGGCCGAGAGGGACGACGUGGUCGGCGCCCACCACACGCUGGCCUCCGCCCGGGCCCUGGUCCUCCAGUCUGGCUCUGGAUCGGGCUCGGAGUUCGUGCGCGGGCUGGAGGCCGAGCUGGCGGAGCUGAACUGGAGAAGGGGGGCCGCCGAGAAGGUGGAGCCGCUGACGCCGACUUCGGCUUGGAGGGCGGCUGAGCGGCUGGCUAAGGUGGCCAUCAUGCGCAAGUCUCUGAAUCGAGUCAGCGAUUUACAUGGCUUCGAGAACGCGAGAUUUUAG
Striga hermonthica is the source of this 1992-nucleotide messenger RNA. The record is from the annotation of a GenBank genome assembly. Lineage: Eukaryota; Viridiplantae; Streptophyta; Magnoliopsida; Lamiales; Orobanchaceae.